AUGGAUGUCAUCCUCCUGGAGAAGACCCUGCUGGGCCUCUUUGCUGCGUCGGUGCUCGCCAUCGUGGUCGCGAAGGUCAAGGGCAAGCGUUUCCGCCUCCCUCCGGGACCCUCCGGUGCCCCCAUCGUGGGCAACUGGCUGGAGGUGGGUGAUGACCUGAACCACCGCAAGCUUCUGGGCCUAGCCAAGCGUUUCGGCGAGGUGUUCCUCCUCCGUAUGGGCGUCCGCAACCUGGUGGUGGUGUCGAGCCCGGAGCUGGCCAAGGAGGUCCUCCACACCCAGGGUGUGGAGUUCGGCUCCCGCAACCGCAACCUUGUGCUGGACAUCUUCACCGGCAAAGGGCAGGACAUGGUGUUCUCGGUGUACGGCGACCACUGGCGCAAGAUGAGGCGGAUCGUGACCGUGCCCUUCUUCACCAGCAAGGUGGUGGCGCAGAGCCGCGCCGGGUGGGAGGAGGAGGCAAGGCUGGUCGUGGAGGACCUCAAGGCCGACCCGGCGUCGGCGACGGAGGGCGUGGUCCUCUGGCGCGGCCUGCAGCUCAUGAUGUACAACGACGUCUUCCGCGUCAUGUUCGGCCGCCGCUUCCACACCGCCGACGACCCGCUGUUCAACGAGCUCAAGGCGCUCAACGUCGAGCGCAGCAGGCUCUCGCAGAGCUUCGACUUCAACUACGCCGACUUCAUCCCCGUCCUCCGCCCCUUCCUCCGACGCUACCUCAACCGCUGCACCCAGCUCAACAAUAGGAGGAUGAGAAUCUUCGAGGACCAUUUCGUCCAAGAGCGAGUGAAGGCGUUGGACCAGAGUGGCGAGAUUACGUGCGCCAUCGACCACGUAUUGAUGGCCGAAAGGAAGGGCGAGAUCAACCACGACAACGUCCUUUACAUCGUUGAGAACAUCAACAUCGCAGGCAUCGAGGGAACGUUGUGGUCAAUUGAGUGGGGCAUUGUUGAGCUGGUGAACCACCCGGAGGUACAGUCGAAGCUCCGCGACGAGAUGGCUGCCGUGCUGGGCCCUAACGUGGCACUGACGGAGCCGGACCUGGAGCGCCUCCCCUACCUCCAGUCGGUCGUGAAGGAGACUCUACGCCGCCGCAUGGCCAUCACGAUGCUUGUGCCACACAUGAACCUACGAGACGCCAAGCUCGCCGGCUUUGACAUCCCCGCCAAGUCCAAGAUCCUCGUGAAUGCCUGGUUCCUCGCCAAUGACCCCAAGCGGUGGGUGCGCGCCGACGAGUUCAGACCCGAACGCUUCCUAGAGGAGGAGAAGUCUGUAGAGGCCAACGGCAACGACCUGCGGUUCGUGCCCUUCGGUGUCGGCCGGCGAAGCUGCCCGGGGAUCAUCCUGGCGCUGCCAAUCAUGGGCAUUACGCUCGGCCGCCUGGUGCAGAACUUCCUGCUGCUACCGCCGCCGGGGCAGGACAAGAUCGACACCACCGAGAAGCUCGGACAGUUCAGCAGCCAGAUCCUCAAGCACGCCACCAUCGUCUGCAAGCCGCUCGAGGCUUAG
Molecule: messenger RNA, 1506 nt
Organism: Lolium rigidum
Lineage: Eukaryota; Viridiplantae; Streptophyta; Magnoliopsida; Poales; Poaceae
Product: trans-cinnamate 4-monooxygenase-like
Exons: 3
Coding region: 1-1506 (501 amino acids)
Biological process (GO): lignin metabolic process
Molecular function (GO): trans-cinnamate 4-monooxygenase activity; iron ion binding; heme binding
Source: RefSeq, a predicted model, not a curated record